Messenger RNA from Durusdinium trenchii, 483 nucleotides. The record is from the annotation of a GenBank genome assembly. Lineage: Eukaryota; Dinophyceae; Suessiales; Symbiodiniaceae.
GUGGACAAAUUCUACGAGGUCGCUCACAUCAAUGAUAAAGCCAACAUGGCGUACAAGGACGCUUGGAAUCUGAAACGCCUUUGGGGCUUCACUGCAGACGAUGUGCGACAGCUUUUUGCGCUGAUUCAGAGGCUCCGCGAGCAGCAUGGCUUCGCUGACAAAUUAGUUGCCAACCGGAGUGCUGAUGUGGAGUCGGAGUAUGAGUCUGAGGAUUGUGAUGAGGGUUCGCAAGCUGAUGGCAGCGAAGCUGAACCAGCUGGAGAAGCGCCUCUUGAUGAUAGUGGGGCUGGAUGUUCGAAGGACAAGGCUAAAGAGCCUGCUCCGCUACCAAAAGACGAUUCCAAGACAUGUGGCAAAAUCAUUGAGGUCGAGGACGAUGUUGAGAUUCUAUCUACCACUGCUGCUGCUCCAGUUGUUGCACAGCCGCGUCCGUCCUUGUUCCGUGAGCUUGCAAUCCUGCAAAAGCAGAUUUCCGAGUUGCAA